Ailuropoda melanoleuca (giant panda) is the source of this 1430-nucleotide messenger RNA. It is a transcript of the gene UBAC1, whose product is annotated as UBA domain containing 1. The transcript is spliced from 8 exons. Gene Ontology annotation, cellular component: ubiquitin ligase complex. The record is from RefSeq and is a predicted model, not a curated record. Lineage: Eukaryota; Metazoa; Chordata; Mammalia; Carnivora; Ursidae. Gene Ontology annotation, molecular function: protein binding. The coding region runs from base 16 to 978 and encodes 320 amino acids.
ACCUGUCUGCUGUGCAUGCUCCGCCGCUCUUCCCGCACUCCCUCCGGGGUCUCUGCGCGCCUGGGGGGGCUCUCGAGAGCUCUGAGAAAAAAACAAGACCAGAAAGCCCCAGAUAGAGAUGCUAUCUUCCGAGCAACGGCCAACUUGCCCUCCCACAACAUGGACCGGGCUGAGGUCCAGACCAACAUCAGAGACUUCCAGACGGAACUCCGGAAGAUCCUGGUGUCCCUCAUCGAGGUCGCGCAGAAGCUGUUAGCGCUGAACCCGGAUGCGGUAGAACUGUUCAAGAAGGCGAAUGCGAUGCUCGACGAGGAGGAGGAUGGGAGAGUGGACGAGGCCGCCCUGCGGCAGCUCACGGAGAUGGGCUUCCCAGAGAGCAGGGCCGCCAAGGCCCUUCGGCUGAACCACAUGUCGGUACCUCAGGCCAUGGAGUGGUUAAUCGAGCACGCGGAAGACCCGACCAUUGACGCCCCUCUUCCGGGUCAGGCCUCGCCAGGAGGGGCGCAGGCCGAGGCCGCCCCUGAGGCUGCCACUGAGGCUGCUGGGACUAGCACGGGAGAUGAGGAGCCCAGAGAUGAGCUAACGGAGAUCUUCAAGAAGAUCCGGAGGAAAAGGGAGUUCCGGGCUGACGCUCGGGCUGUCGUUUCCCUGAUGGAGAUGGGCUUCGACGAGAAGGAAGUGAUAGACGCCCUCAGAGUGAACAACAACCAGCAGAACGCCGCCUGUGAGUGGCUGCUGGGAGACCGGAAGCCGUCCCCUGAGGAGCUGGACAAGGGCAUCGACCCCGACAGCCCUCUCUUCCAGGCCAUCCUGGAUAACCCGGUGGUGCAGCUGGGCCUGACCAACCCGAAAACGUUACUAGCGUUUGAGGACAUGCUGGAAAACCCGCUGAAUAGCACCCAGUGGAUGAACGACCCGGAGACGGGGCCGGUCAUGCUGCAGAUCUCCAGGAUCUUCCAGACCCUGAACCGCACGUAGGCCAUGCGGCCGCUCCGCCGUUCUGCUCCCGCCGAGGCCCUCUUCUUACCCCAGCCAGUUGCAGAAGAGCGUGGCGACCCCUGGGUGCCGCGGGCUGGGGGGAGGGCAGGGCUGGAGGGGCCUCGCUGGACCCCGCCCUCCGCGGCCGCCCUGGGUCAUCAGGGCACGGGGCCCUUCUCACGCUUUGAUCUGCUUGAAACCCGUGUGAUGGUGGUGUGCAUGGCCGCGUCCAGCCUCCGACAGUGUUUACAGACGCGGUGAUGGCUCCGGGAGGGCUCCCCUCCCCCCACAGGGCCCUCUGGGCUCUGGGAACGCUCCUCGACCCGACCCGUAGGCGCUGCUUGCUCCUUGGAAGAAGGCAUGUUUGAACCCAAAGUGUUACCGUCAGUACUAACUUAAGUAGAGGGAGUCACAGGUGAUUUUUCUUCAAUAAAUAAAUUCCCUUUUUCUUA